CAGUCAACAAGGCAAAAAUAGAGAGUUUACAGAGCAAGCUCUCUCCUCUCCUGACUGGUUCACUCGCCUCAUCUAACUAACCAUCCUCGGGGAAACACACUUUUAAGCACGCACGCACGCGCGUACACACACAUUGAAGCUCCGCUCAGCAGCAGCAGGGAGUGAACAGCCAGCUUGCGACUUAUCCCCGCCAUUCCCCGGUACAGUAACUUCCUCAGCAUCUCCCGGCCUCUGCAGAGAGAGAGAGAGCACCGACCGACAACCCAACUGGAAACCGGCCCCACGGCUCUAUAGUGACGGACUGACCGACCAUUAAAUCCCGGAGAAGGGAAGAGGACUAUCUAGUACUCAAAAUCCCGUCAUCGCCUGUAGAAUAUACUUCAGACUGCGGAUUUAAACCGUCACAUUGGCCAAUUGUCCAUUUGGACGGAGCAAGAGAACUGGUAGUGCGCAGUGUGAGAACACAACAGAAACCACUUGACGCGGAAAAGUCCCGGGCACUUCCCGGUAUUUUAGGAAACAGAGGGACGCAUCUCACCUUACCGAAAUACCGACGCCGGUAGCCUAAAACGGAGCCGGUCUGAGCAACAGCUACCACCGGCAAAAAUCAGUGAGGUUGCCAGGGUAACCUCCCCCAGCCAAUCAGCAGUCAUGGAUGAGAUGGAUCUGCCCCAGAUGAAGAAGGAAGUGGAGAGUCUGAAAUACCAACUGGCUUUCAAGAGAGAGAAGUCCUCCAAGACAGUCACUGACAUGGUGAAGUGGAUCGAGGACGGGGUACCUGAGGACCCCUUCCUGAACCCUGAGCUCAUGAAGAACAACCCCUGGGUGGAAAAGGGAAAGUGUGUCCUGUUGUAGACGAUUACCAAACCUGACCCUGCCAUGACCACUGACCCCAGCCUGGUGGGGCAUGGCUGGACAGCACUC
Oncorhynchus gorbuscha (pink salmon) is the source of this 924-nucleotide messenger RNA. RefSeq names its product guanine nucleotide-binding protein G(I)/G(S)/G(O) subunit gamma-13-like. Gene Ontology annotation, molecular function: G-protein beta-subunit binding. Gene Ontology annotation, cellular component: heterotrimeric G-protein complex. The record is from RefSeq and is a predicted model, not a curated record. The transcript is spliced from 3 exons. The coding region runs from base 652 to 855 and encodes 67 amino acids. Gene Ontology annotation, biological process: phospholipase C-activating G protein-coupled receptor signaling pathway; sensory perception of taste. Lineage: Eukaryota; Metazoa; Chordata; Actinopteri; Salmoniformes; Salmonidae.